AUGGCACCCCCAGUAUCCCUCCCCACCAAGCCCCUCGGCAAGACGGGACGACAGAUACCCGCCCUCGGCUUCGGGAUGAUGGGCCUGAGCACUGCCUACGGACCGGUCGGUACUGACGAAGAGCGUCUGGCGCUUCUGGACUGCGCCUGGGAGCUCGGCUACACGAACUGGGACACGGCCAGCAGCUACGGCGACAGCGAGGUCCUGAUCGGAAAGUGGUUCAAGCUGCACCCCGAGCGCCGCGCCGACAUCUUCCUGGCCACCAAGUUCGGCAUCAAAUUCGCCGUCAACGACAAGGGCGAGUGGGACAUCCGCGCCGACAACAGCCCCGAAUUCUUCAGCGAGUGUCUUGAAGGCAGUCUGCGGAAGAUGGGGAUCGAUUACAUUGACCUCCUCUAUGUCCACCGUCUCGACCCUCAGGUACCUGUCGAGAAGACGAUGGAGCUACUGGUCAAGGCGAAGAAGGAUGGCAAAAUCAAAGCCAUCGGCAUCUGCGAAUGCGCCUCCAGCAGCAUCCGCCGUGCCUACACCGUGGCGCCCGUCGACGCCGUGCAGGUCGAGUACAACCCGUUCCAGCUGGACAUUGAGAACGAGACGGGCACGAACCUGCUCGCCACCUGCCGCGAGCUGGGUAUCACCAUCUUCGCAUACGCGCCACUAGGCCGCGGGUUCCUGACGGGCCAGCUCAAGACGACCGACGACUUUGCCCCCGACGACUUCCGCCGCGUCGUGCCGCGCUUCAACCCGGACAACUUUGCCAAGAACCUGGUCCUGGUCGACCGCUUCAAGGCCUUCGCCGACAAGAAGGGCUGCACCCCGGGCCAGCUGGCGCUCGCGUGGCUGUCGGCGCAGGGGGAGGAUAUUAUUCCCAUCCCUGGUACCAAGAAGGUCAAGUACUUGGAGGAGAAUGUUGGGUCCGUUAAGGUACAGCUGUCCAAGGAGGAGGUUCAGGAGAUUAGGGCUGAGGUCGAGAAAGCUGCGGGUGAGGUCGUGGGGCACCGCAACCCGCCCGGCAUGUUCACUGAGUAUUCGGUGACUGUCGAGCUUUGA
Molecule: messenger RNA, 1050 nt
Organism: Canariomyces notabilis
Lineage: Eukaryota; Fungi; Ascomycota; Sordariomycetes; Sordariales; Chaetomiaceae
Product: Aldo/keto reductase
Exons: 3
Coding region: 1-1050 (349 amino acids)
Cellular component (GO): cytoplasm
Source: RefSeq, a predicted model, not a curated record